AUGGAUCCCAUUGUUAAACAAAUGGAACAUGUUAAAAAGAGUGUCCAAGAACGAUUAGAUGGAAAGAAAAUAAGUGAACAAGGUAAAUUUAUUUAUCAAUGUUCAAAAAACUGUUCUUAUAUGUAUUAUUUUGAAAAUUGUGGAAUGGCUAAUGAUCGAUCAAAAUGUCAACUAUGUGGUUUAGACAUUGGUGUAACAGCAUUAAAUCAACUAAUUAAACGUGAUUCACCACAAAUUCAGUUGUCAAUCAAUAAUGCCUUUGAACAAAUUGAUCAAUAUUUCCUAGAAUAUGAAAAAAAACUGAAUUCGGAUACCAUAAUAAAACUCAAUGAACUAAUAACAUCGAAUGAUAGUGGUAAUUUUAUAAAGGCACAUUUUGAAAAUGAUUACAAACUACUUGGAAUUAUUCUUUCGAAUCACGAUGAUUUUCACAUACGGAUAGCUAAAAUUCUUGAACAUUUAAUUGAGAUACAAGAUGAGAAUAAAAUUAAUGGCAUGUUAACAACCAACGAAAAUGUUCGUCAUUUUGAAACAUAUUUUGAACGAAAUAUUACAGCAAAAAAACACUGCCACGAUUUACAAAUUAGUGAGCCUAAAACAGCAAAAAUUUUGUUUGGUUCACAUGCUAUGCUUGAACCACUAGUUCCAGAAACUGCAGGUAAACUAAAUCUUAAACUUUAAGUUUUUUAUCAUCAUAAUAGUCACAAAUAUUUCCACCAUAUAAUUCAUCUACUCGUUGUUUCAAUGUAUCUGUUUCUGCUUGUAAUAGAGAAUUUACUUGUGCAUUGUGAUCAUAUAAAAUUCCUUGUUUCGAAUAACCAAUUAAAGGUGAAGUCCGCAUAAGAACGGAAAUCGGCCCACUAACAAUAACCGCUCCAAUCGGUCCAAACCUCAUCAGAAUCACAUCCAAUUAUGAUAUUCAAUGAUUUCGACCCU
Didymodactylos carnosus is the source of this 936-nucleotide messenger RNA. The record is from the annotation of a GenBank genome assembly. Lineage: Eukaryota; Metazoa; Rotifera; Eurotatoria; Philodinida; Philodinidae.